AAGGUGACGGCAUUCGCCGAGAAGUGUAUACCGUGGCAGCCUUCAUGGCUAUAAUAAAUCUAUUCUCAGUCGAGUAGGGACGUAUGGUGGCAGUGCGGCAGGUGCGGAAAGCAGGCCUUUAGGUUGGUGUCUUUUAUUUGCGCGAUACUUGUUCGAUAACAAAGACAAUCGGCCUGGAAAUUCGUUGAGUACGAAAUUAACACUGUAAGCGUCGAGACACCAACAAUGCUAGGUCAGUAUAAGAAAACGAGUCUUUCGGGGCUAACAUGACAUAUGUAUUGGUAUCGUAGUUGUCUCCCCCUACUGAUAGGACAACAACAUCUCAAUCUGGAAGAGAGAGGCGCCAGAUGAUCGACAUGAUUGAGUGGACAUAAGCAAAAUGGAAGUCAGUCUGACGUUGGGUGUGUUCAGCCUCGUCCUGGGUGCAGUGGUCACGUGGGUCUUGUACCAUCUUGUACAUUUCUACAUGCAAUACCGAGCCCUGAGGAAAGCUGCUUUACAAUUCCCCUCCAAGGAGAGACAUUGGUUUUGGGGGACUAUACACCAUGUGAGAGCGGGUGGGAUUGACGAUGCCAUUAAUCGCUCUUUGGAAAUGGCUCGCGUAAACAACAGAGUUUUUGCCUCAUGGCGGACCAGUUUACAGCCAGUUCUUUCUCUAGUUCAUUCCGACACAAUAAAGCAUGUGAUGAAAACAGCGGAACCCAAAGCCACCAGAAUGAUGGCAGGCUAUACCUUCCUCAAACCGUGGUUAGGAGACGGGUUACUGAUCAGCAGUGGUGCUAAAUGGGAGCGGAACCGGAAAUUACUGACUUCGGCGUUCCAUUUCAACGUGUUGAAACCGUACGUAACGAUCUACAACGAGGCUGCUGACGUCCUUCUGGGAAAGUUGGAGCGAUUGUCAAAAAGAGGCGAAUCAAUCGAAGUGUUCAAUCACAUGGCGUUAUACACCCUAGAUGUCAUGCUACAGUGUGCCUUCUCCUAUAAAGACAACAUCCAAGACGCUGGAGAGAUCCAUCAUCCCUAUGUCACGGCUGUAAGACGACUAGCCCGGUUGGUACCAGAACGCCAUCUACGCCCACAUUUGUACGUAGACUUCUUCUUUUCACUGAGCAAACUUGGUAAAGAAAAUAAAAAGCUCCUAGACUACGUUCAUAGCUUUUGUGAAAAACUCAUUUCGGAAAGAAAAGAAAUGCUGGGACAAAAUCCUGAUGCUCCCAAAAAGAGUCAUUUGGAUUUUCUCGACAUUUUGCUGACUGCCAAAGACGAGAAAGGAGUUGGCCUAAGCAUGGAGGACAUUCGUGCAGAGGCGGAUACGUUCUUGUUCGAGGGUCAUGACACUACUGCCAGCGCCACCUCGUGGACAUUGUAUGCAUUGGCAAAGUACCCGGAUAUGCAAGACAAAGUCAGACAAGAAGUGGACGAGCUGCUUGGUGACAGGGAAUAUUUAGAAUGGAAUGAUUUACCCAAUUUAAAGUACACCUCCAUCUUUCUGAAGGAGGUGUUGCGUAUGUAUCCACCUGUGCCCUCGGUCUCUCGUCAAACCACGAAACCGUGUGUUAUAGACGGCGUGACAAUCCCACCAGGCAUGAUCAUACAUCUCGCUAUCAUGCUUGUACACCACAACGCAGACGUGUGGGAAAAUCCAGAGGAAUUCCGACCAGAACGCUUCUUGUCUGAGACUUUUCUGACGCGGAAUCCAUAUUGCUAUGUGCCGUUUUCUGCCGGACCAAGGAAUUGCAUUGGACAGAACUUUGCCUUCAAUGAAGAAAAAGUUGUUAUCAGUCGAAUUGUUAAGAGGUUCAAGAUUAUUCUUGACGAGUCCCACCCAGUCUCUCUUGUACCAGAACUGGUACUCAGGGCCAAAGACGGCAUCAAGCUCAAGUUUAUUCCUCGCUCAUCCUAAAUCAACAUGUUUAAAGCGAUUAACAAAAAAUGGAAUCUUUUGCUUGGAACAUUUCUGACAGAACAGACUGAGAUCAGACCAGUGUCUCGAACAGGAACACCGAAUGAAUGUCAUGGAGAGAUACAUUUGUUCUGGUUUCCAAGCUUGAGGCUUUUAGUGUGAAAAGACAGUGUGCACACAAACCUCUAAUACAGUUAAACAUAUUUCCACAAUAUUGUUAGGUAAAAAAAAAAAAAUCUGUAUAUGCCACGGCGAAAUCGUAUGAACGAGACUUAGAUACGGCGAAUAAACCUCCCGUGUUUCACGUUUCAUAUAGACGGCGCGAGAGAAGCAUGCGAUGUUGAAAUACCCGUAAUGUUCUAUUGCUUAAGCGGAACUCGUCAUGUAUUAUUGUUAAUGAUGCAUAUUUACAUGUACAUGAAUAUGAGUAGUCUAUUAUUUGCUUUUUUAUAUUCUUAGUAAAACUGUUGUGUAUAAAGGCAGUAUAAAUUUAUUAUUGGUGUAUUUAUUUGUUUGGUGUUUUAUACUCAAGAACAUUUCACAAAUACAACGGCGGCCAACAUUAUGGUGGGAAGAAAUCGGGUAGAGCCCGGGGGAAAGUCAGGGCCAUCCGCAAAUUGCCGUCAGACCCUCCCACGUACGGCCGGAGAGUAGGCCUGCAAGAGCUUAACUUGAACUCGUAGCGAUCGCAUUGGCGAGAGGAUCCUAGGUCAUUGCGCUGCGCUGGCGUGCAAACCAUCUCGGCCACGGAGGUUCCCUCGAAAUUGACCGCGAUCGUUUACUGUAAGUGGAAAUUUCUUGACUGUGACUUUAAACAUCUGUUAAAUAAAUAAAUGAAUAUAUCGGCUUCAAACAAAAAGCUAUGCUGACUUAAGCUUAUACUCGGAAACAUUAUCUGAAUGACAAGAAUGAUAUAAAAUUCGUGGAAAAUAUGAUAAUCUAUUGAUGACAAACACAGCUGUAUAACAAGAGAGCAUGUUGUGUACACAGACAGUAGAAUAGGUAAAUAUUUGUUUGGAUAAUGUUUCAGAUAAUCCCGUUGUGUGUAUGAAUAUACGCGAGAAGAAUAAUUAGUUAGUUUAUGAAUGUCGGUUUAUUGUAAAGAUAUGCUUGCGCAAUUGGGUUGUAUGUUUUACUCAUCUAAUGAGGUUUUGUCCCUCAAGUCUGUUUACAUAUAUGUAUAUUCAAGGUCGAAAUUUCUGGUUGUACAUGAUAUAUUGAUGAGAAUUCCUUCGUUGUACAUUUUGCAUGAAUGUCUAGUGUAUAGUUGACUCGAUUAGGAUAUUCUGUUUCUAAUUAAUGACGCCAGAAUAUUUUUCUUGCUAAAAAUCGAGUAAAAUAACAAAUUAUUUUCUGUUUCAUUUUAACGAAAGUAUAUAAGUGAGAUAAAAUCAUAUCGAAAGUGAAAAAGUUGUUCUCUGGACAAAUUUAUAUACUUUUGAUUAUGUUUCAAAUUACUCAGAAUUAAAUGUUGCAU
This is a messenger RNA of Liolophura sinensis, 3380 nucleotides long. RefSeq names its product cytochrome P450 4F2-like. Bases 380 to 1903 code for a protein of 507 amino acids. The transcript is spliced from 13 exons. NCBI's taxonomy places the organism in Eukaryota, Metazoa, Mollusca, Polyplacophora, Chitonida, Chitonidae. The record is from RefSeq and is a predicted model, not a curated record. Gene Ontology annotation, molecular function: iron ion binding; oxidoreductase activity, acting on paired donors, with incorporation or reduction of molecular oxygen; monooxygenase activity.